Messenger RNA from Cucumis melo (muskmelon), 2915 nucleotides. Its product is annotated as probable CoA ligase CCL9. Bases 1160 to 2701 code for a protein of 513 amino acids. Gene Ontology annotation, biological process: fatty acid metabolic process. Gene Ontology annotation, molecular function: medium-chain fatty acid-CoA ligase activity. The transcript is spliced from 4 exons. Lineage: Eukaryota; Viridiplantae; Streptophyta; Magnoliopsida; Cucurbitales; Cucurbitaceae. The record is from RefSeq and is a predicted model, not a curated record.
AAUUUGUAGAAUGUUAAUUGAUAAGUAGAUGGUCACCAUGGAUAAUGGACAUAACCCCAUAACCUAUUUGUAAUUUAUUAAAACAAUGUCUUAUUUUUCACUAUUAAACAUAUCCGCAAAUAGUUGAUGUGAUACUAAGUAUUAAAAAUGUGAAUUAGCUCAAUUUUAUAAGGGGUAAAAAUGCAAAUAAAAUAAUGUUAUGCAAGAUCAUUAAUACAUUUUAAAUUUUACUAAAUUUAUAUAUAUUUUUAACUAUUUUAUCGAUUAAAAUAUUUUUCCAUAAGUAACGUAUGUAUUAUUAUCAUGGUCAUUAUCUAAACAACAGAUAUAUUGUCUCUAUCAAUGGCAACUUUGUUUGUGAUGUUAUGUUUCUCUAAGGGUGUGUUUGGUGGCCCAAGGAAUAGAAUAAAUAACUCUAUCUUAUUCUCUUUUUACUUUCUUAUAACCCUACAUUAUCCUAUCCAAAUAACCCAAUCUAAAUUCUAUUAUUAUUUUCUAAAUUACUACGAUCAUAAUCCUUCUCCCAAACAUAUAUUAUUAUAAUACUACUAUUAUAAUCCUUCCCCAAACACAUACUAUUAUAACACUAAGUUUUAUAUUCUUUUCCUCCAAACACAUAUUAUCAUAACAUUAGGAUUAUCAUAAUUGGAUUAUUAUAAUAUUUUUCCCCAUACCUCUUUCUCUUCCCAAACGCACUCUUAGUAUAUCAUAUAAGGGAGGUAGGGAAAUGACAAUUUACAUUUAAAUCAAAUUGAAACAAACAUAGAAGAUAAGAAAAUGUGGGAACGUGGACGUGGAGGCAACGACACAAAACGGUCUAAAAUCACGAAAUUCGAAAAGAAACAAAAUGAAUUUUUGAAAAUGAAUUUUCGAAGAAAUAUCACAAAAUUGAAAAACCGAAUUCAGAUUUGGGGACUGACACGUGGGAUAAAAAAGCGUCCAGUUUUAACCUCCACGAGUCCAAACCUCUCUCCCAACAAAAAGAAAAAACAAAAAAAGACCUAUAAUUAUCUUUCAUUUUUCAAGCUCUUCAUAAUCACCCACCACAAAAAUCUAUCCCAAUCUCCUUUUUCAUCUACAAAAUUAUUACGUAACAGUUUCCUAGAUCAAAUUAGUCGUCAGUUUUUGAAGCAUUUCAAUUCUGAAAUCAUAAACAGAGAUGGAGAAUUGUACCUUAACUGGGUUGUUGAAGAAAGCGGCUUCUGAAUUUCCUCACCGGCGGGCUCUCUCCGUCUCCGGAAAGUUCGACUUAACCCAUGAGCGGUUGCAGGAGCUCAUUGAACAUGCCGCUGCUCGUUUGGUGGAUUCCGGAGUUAACGCCGGUGAUGUGGUGGCCCUCACCUUCCUCAACACCGUUGAGUAUGUGAUUAUGUUUUUGGCCGUAAUCCGAUGCCGGGCCACCGCUGCACCAUUAAAUUCGGCUUACACGGCGGAGGAAUUCGAGUUUUAUUUAUCGGACUCGGAAUCGAAGCUGCUUCUCACAUCGAAAGAAGGAAUUUCAUCGGCACAAACGGCUGCUACAAAGCUUAAUAUUCCUCAAGUGAAAGUGAGCCUGUCCAGUGGCGAUGAGUAUAUUGAACUCUUUCCGUCCCCAAUUGAAAUGAGCUCGAAUGUUGUGGAGAUCGUUAACGAUCCGUCCGACGCCGCUCUCUUCCUCCACACCUCCGGCACCACCAGCCGCCCCAAGGGCGUGCCGCUGACUCAACAAAACCUCGCCGCCUCUGUUCAGAAUAUUAAAUCUGUGUACAAGCUUUCGGAGUCCGAUUCAACGGUACUCGUUCUUCCGUUAUUCCACGUUCACGGAUUAAUGGCGGGAUUACUAUCAUCGCUAAUCGCCGGAGCCGCCGUGACUCUUCCAGCUGCCGGACGAUUCUCGGCUACAACGUUUUGGUCCGAUAUGAUCGCCUACAACGCGACGUGGUACACGGCGGUCCCCACGAUUCAUCAAAUCAUACUCGAGCGCCAUUUCAGCAAGCCAGAGCCGUCGUAUCCGAAGCUCCGGUUUAUUCGCAGCUGUAGCGCGUCGUUAGCACCUUCGAUUUUGGAACGAUUGGAACAAUCAUUCGGAGCUCCGGUUCUCGAGUCUUACGCAAUGACUGAAGCGUCGCAUUUAAUGGCGUCCAAUCCGUUGCCGGAGGACGGCGUACACAAAGCCGGAUCAGUAGGGAAGCCGAUUGGUCAAGAAAUGGCUAUUCUGGACGAGAACGGCGCGAUCCAAUCGGAAGGUGUGAAAGGAGAAGUGUGUAUUCGGGGACCAAAUGUGACGAAGGGAUAUAAGAACAAUCCAGACGCUAACAAGUCCGCAUUCAUGUUUGGAUGGUUCCACACGGGCGAUAUCGGCUUCUUCGACUCCGACGGGUACUUGCAUCUGGUCGGCCGAAUCAAGGAACUCAUUAACCGAGGAGGUGAGAAAAUCUCUCCGAUUGAAGUAGACGCCGUGCUUCUAUCUCACCCCGACAUUUCUCAGGCCGUCGCCUUCGGAGUCCCCGACAACAAGUACGGCGAAGAGAUCAAUUGCGCCAUAAUUCCAAGGGAGGGAAGUUCGAUCAACGAAGCGGAUGUGCUGGAAUUUUGCAAGAAAAACCUUGCGUCCUUCAAGGUUCCGAAGAAGGUGUUCAUCACCGAUUCUUUACCAAAAACUGCUACCGGAAAGAUCCAACGCCGAAUCGUAGCGGAGCAUUUUCUUGCCGCUAAAGCUUGAUCCGAUUGAAGUUGAACUUGGAUCGGGAAUCUUCUUUUUUUUUUUCUCUUUUGGGAAAGCUUAGGGAGGUUGUUGUUAGUUUAUUACUCCGACGAUGUUGAUGUUGAUGUCGAUGGGUUCCUAUUGUGAGAACUACGAACAAUAUUUUAUCUAUAUGUAAAAGAAAAUAAAAUUGAUAUAUUUUUCCAUUAAAUAAAUAUAGUUUUAUUUUCAA